Molecule: messenger RNA, 1648 nt
Organism: Vombatus ursinus (common wombat)
Lineage: Eukaryota; Metazoa; Chordata; Mammalia; Diprotodontia; Vombatidae
Gene: ADM
Product: adrenomedullin
Exons: 4
Coding region: 109-675 (188 amino acids)
Biological process (GO): positive regulation of heart rate; adrenomedullin receptor signaling pathway; regulation of systemic arterial blood pressure
Cellular component (GO): extracellular region
Molecular function (GO): adrenomedullin receptor binding; hormone activity
Source: RefSeq, a predicted model, not a curated record
CCGCUUCCUACCUCCGCCUCUUAAUAGCACUUCGGUCGCCGGGGUUGGGACUCUUUGACUCUCUCAUUGGAUUACCUUCAGCAGCAGGGUGACCAGAUCGGCGCCGGAAUGCAGCUGGUGCCAGUCGCCCUAAUUUACCUGGGCUCCUUCGCCUUCCUGGGGGCGGACACUGCGCGGCUCGAUUUGGCUUCAGAGUUCAGAAAGAAAUGGAACAAAUGGGCUCUGAGCCGGGGAAAGAGGGAAUUGCGUGUGCCGGACAAUCCCCUCGCUAGCCCAGCCGAAGUGAAGGCUGGUCCUAUCCAGACAUUUAUUCGGACCCAGGACGUGAAGGGUGCUUCCCGCAGCCCACAGCCCAGCAGUCCGGACGCAGCCCGCAUACGCGUCAAGCGCUACCGCCAGAGUAUGAAUAGUUUCCCGCACUUCCAGAGCUUGCGCAUCGGCUGCCGUUUUGGGACAUGCACCCUGCAGAACUUGGCGCACCAGAUCUACCAGCUCACGGACAAAGAUAAGGACAAUUCGGCGCCCCCUAACAAAAUCAGCCCCCAGGGCUACGGGCGCCGGCGUAGGCGCUCUCUUGCGGAGGGCUUUCCAGUUCGGACUCUCUCCUACUUUUCAUUCUCCUCCUCCUCCUCCUCUUCCUCCUCCUCCUCCUCCGAACGGCUACAGCAGCAGUAGCGGCAGCCGCGCCUCUGGCAGCUCAGCGAGGCAGCCUGCGUUGCGAGCCGAUUGCGCCCGGCGCCACUUCGAGGGGCCGCCUUCCUCUGGACGUAGGGGGCGGUAGCCGCGGCGAAACCACAGCACUGCACCCAAUGGGCGCCGGCCGGCCGGCCUCCGUGCUAGCAGGGAGGGGGUCAGUCCUGCGGGAUGGAGAACUCGAACGCAGGAGGCGUUAGGUCCACUACAGGAGCUCCCGCAGUCUUCCUCAUCCCUAUUGUUGGAGAGGAAAGUGUCCUCUCCAAGUGGGCACUGACCGCGGUCGCAUUUUGCCUUCACGCCCUUUGCUUCUCCGGGAACCUAACCCUCAUCCAAGCUGCGAGGACCCAGGCCGGGCCUAGGGUCCCUUGGGGAAUCAUUCAGAGAAUGCUAGGGUUGGGAGAAAGAUGCCUGGGACUUGCGCCGUGUGAAGAAUGAAGAUCUAGGGAACUUGGAUUUACCGAACGGGCCCAAACUGAGAGUCUGCGGGCUUCUCCCCGCUGUCGGGUGGGAAUCUCGGAACUACUUGAUCUUUUCAUAACAGAGGAAAAGUGCAAUGGUGGCUUUUAAAAAUGCGUUUUCAUAGAGAGGUAACUAUCUGAUAUUUAUCUUGCUGUCAGGUGUUUUUUUUUUUUUGUAAAUUCAGAGUUAUUUUUGUACGUUAUAUAUUGUAUUAUAUUGUAUAAGGGCAUUUUAAAAUAGUGUGUAUCUCCCUCCCCUUGUGUUAAUUUUAAUAUGAGAAUGUCACAGCAGAUUGGUCUCAGCCUGGUAUAACCCUCUCACCGCCAUGUUGAGGGUGUGUGUGAAAUGAGCGAGUGUGUUAAGAGAGAAAGUGUGAGUGUAUGACAUUCCGUCCUGGUGGAAAAAGAAAAUUCCACGUCUCUGUAUAUUAUAUUUUCUUAAAAGGGGUGGUGAUAUGGCGAAUAGCAAAACUAAUAAACAGUUACAAUACUGA